Molecule: messenger RNA, 2844 nt
Organism: Cryptococcus amylolentus CBS 6039
Lineage: Eukaryota; Fungi; Basidiomycota; Tremellomycetes; Tremellales; Cryptococcaceae
Exons: 4
Coding region: 1-2844 (947 amino acids)
Biological process (GO): positive regulation of catalytic activity
Cellular component (GO): cell periphery; fungal-type vacuole
Source: RefSeq, a predicted model, not a curated record
AUGGAACACACAAACGCCGAAGCGUCCUCCAGCAAACACCCAGCCCCCUCCCACCCCCGCAACAACCUCUCCCUCUCCCUUACGGCUCCCAGAGAUGACUCUCCCAGGGGGGGCAGGGGCAGGUCCGCAAGCCGCCGGCGAGAUGCCAAGAAUGAGCCUGCCUCUGCGCGGGGGUCUGCUGUAGAUCUGGUUUCGCCACAAUCGGCUGUAUCAGCCGGGACGGCGAGGAGUGGGGGCGGGAGUCUGAGGGUAUCAGAGAGGGCACUGAGCCCGAAGAGUGGGAGUGAGGCGGGUGGAUCGAAUGCCAGUAGGAGACUACGGACUGUUCCUCCUAUGGCGAUAUUUGAGCCUCCGACGCCGCCACCUUCUGAACAGCCCCUCCCGCCAGCCGAAGGGCAGUCUCCAUCAGCGGCCGCAGACCCUUUCCCGACCAUCACCACCGCCUCUGCCCGCGCCAUGCGUUAUCGCUACUCUGAUUCGUCAUCCAAUCAGUCAUCUGCCGACGACUCUUCCUCUGAUGAGACGCCUCCUUGGUGGACAUUUACCCAGAGGGGAAUGGCGAGGAUCAAGCACAGGACGCUGAAACACAAGCAGGGGCAGAGCGGGAAGGAAAGUGAUAGGGAAGAUGAGGGAGGUCUGACGGAAGGAGUGACCGAGGCAGAGUCGGGGAGAGAGGAGGGGAGGCCCAAGAAGAGAGCGAGCUAUUUCAGCGCCUCGAGGAAGAGUUCCAAGGAUACACCCGGUCCCUCUGGACGGCGGACGGCUUCACCGUCAUCACGAAUCCUGGGGUAUAAUCGAAACUCGGCGUACAGGAAUGACUCUGUUAACAAUACCACGCCAUCCUUGAAACUGUCGAAUGCGUUCAAGAAAGGGUCAACCACGAGGCUCGAGCCCGUGGCGACACAUCUACGUCCGAUCAAGUCGAAUCACGGAAAUGAGAGUCAGACUUUUGGCAGGCGCAAGCCGCCUCUGAAGCGUAUGGACUCUGCUCCUGCUGCCACUUCUUCCCCGACCUCUCCAGUCUCUCCGUCCUUUCCCAGCCCGGGGCUGACGACCCUCGUCGACCAGCCUUUGCGGGAUCCCCAAGCGCCGACCGUCCUUGGAGGGGAACUGUCGGGCGCAUCGCCCACUGCUUCGCCUACAAGACGUACAGCGCGGCGGCAGCUCACUGCACCGGCCUUCCCACGCUUUUUUAGAAGCCGAGAUACAGGUACCGGGGACGAGCAGUCGGAAGAGACAGACCACGAACCAUCCCCUCUAGCCAGACCCCGUCCUCGCUCAACCCUCACAUCUACUUCCAUCCCCGACCCUGCUCAGACCAACUUCAACCUCACUCCAGGGCAAGACCCAAACGACCCUUCCAACUCCCCCAGUGCUCCCAAAUACAAACGCAAAGGUUCCCAUCGUCUGCGUAUCAACCUACCCCCACCGCUCACACAGCACUUUGCAAACAAUUUUCAGAAUGGGUGGCCGCAUGCGGGUACUUGGCAGGAUGCGUUGUAUGGGUACUAUGAGGAGCCGCAAAAGAUGCGACAAGGGGCGACGCCAGCUAAGAAGAAGAAGGAGCGGAGAAAGAGCUCUAAAACUCCUGGCAUCCAGUCAAUACCUCCCAGUCCGCACGAGGGUGAUAUAGAGUCAUCCGCCGAACAACAACCGCCCGUGACCGCCGGGGGAAGCAAGAGGACCAAGGCAAAGAAGCAAAAGCGAUUCGAGGCUAUGGUACCGCCCACGCCUAGUGGUCUGGGAUUCACGCCGAGGCAUAGCGGAGAGGGCCCGGGAGAGUAUCCUUGGAAUGGGAUGAAUGGCGAGAAUGAUAGAGUGAAAGGAUCCGGGGAGAAGGCCGGGAACGAGGCAAAUGAAGAGAAGCUGCGUGCGGACCAACCUCGCGGUAAUGCCCCUGCGCUCCUACAUCCCGACCCGGCUCAUCUGCGUAACAAUGCCAAUCUCGCGCGUCACACCUCCCGAGCAACAAUCACAGACACUACCGUGGAUGAACACGACUCCAACUCUUCCGCAUUUGGCCAUUCUCGUGGUGGCAGAAAUGGAUUCCGAUUGUUUGGAAAGAGGCAGAGGCCGAAUGAGAAACGGAUGGAUCUGAAUCUGAGUUGGAGGAAGAGGUGGAAGAGAGUACUGUUCCUGGAUGCAAGAGUCACUAUCUGGAUAAGGUUGAUCAAUCUGAUCGUGGUUGUGAUCGCUCUAGGACUAUCAAUCCAGAUUCGUCUGAACCUCAUCUCCCUCAGCCUUCCCGGCGUCCUCGGCUCCUCUACGACCCUUAUCAUUUCCUACGCCACUACUACCAUCUUCCACGGCCUCAUGGCCAUCUACCGAGAGUACUUUGGCAAGCCCAUCGGUCUUUGGGGGCUUAGCUCCAAGAUGCUGUGGGUCUGCCUCGACUUGCUUUUCGUCGCCCUCUGGUCCUCUGCUUUGAGUCUGUCAAUCAACGACUUGAUCGCGACACCAUUAGAAUGUUCUGCUGGUGCGGCCUGGUGGAGGAAUGGGCUAGCGUCAGAUUAUGCCUCGUUGAUUGCCGAAUUGAGAGAGUCCGCCGAGGCAGUCGCCAAUGCUACCCUCGCCGACAACUCUUCUUCGGUAACGACCGCCAUUUCCGACAACCUUCUCGGCGUCACUUCUCCUGACCUCAUCUCCACCUCCCUCGGUAUCACUCUGCCCACAUCCGUCACAGCCUCGCACCUCGCGAGACAGGUGUGUCGUCAUCAGGCAGCGUGCAUUGCGUUGAGCGUGUUGGCGUUGUUGCUGUACGGCGGUAAUAUGGUGCUCAGCUUGUUUAGAAUCUUUGAGACGGUGAGGAGAACUGGGAACGCUAGUAGGGCAGUCAUUGUUUGA